Molecule: messenger RNA, 2599 nt
Organism: Musa acuminata subsp. malaccensis (wild Malaysian banana)
Lineage: Eukaryota; Viridiplantae; Streptophyta; Magnoliopsida; Zingiberales; Musaceae
Source: RefSeq, a predicted model, not a curated record
AUUCGAAUUCCGCAGCGAGCAACGCGUGUGACGACCUCUUGCGUGGCGACUUGAGAUGACGCCACGUCAUCGAACAUGGAGCGCUUAAUUGCCCCUUGCCCCGUUCCUGAAAUCCAAAGUGACUUCGUGGUGCUUCGUUGAGGGACGGAGUGGAGAUGAGGAAGCCCCUGUCAACCAUCGCCAAUGAUCUGCUUAAUAGAUGUGCAGAGACAUUGGACACUUCAGUUGAUUCCCUGAUUGAAGAGUUUGAGCAGGGAUUGAAGCCUGCAGUAGAUAACUACACUAGGAGGUUAGUAGAGUUCUGCUGCUCAAAGACAAUCAAAAAUAUUUGUCCCAGGGUCGGGGAGAGGAUCAGUGAUGGGUCGAUUAGCCGAUUUACUUAUGAUAUGAUGCUAGCGUGGCAAAACCCCAGCACAACUGGUUCAGAACCUUCUUCGGAGAGACUUGCAAAGGAAAAGGAAGAUAAAAGGAUACCUCUUGAGGGAAAUGUGGGGCAGAUUGACGAUGAUAUCCCCUUAUUUUAUUCAGAUAUCAUGCCUCUCCUUGUUAAUGAAGAGCCGAGUGUUGGAGAAGAUGCAUUUGUAUGGUUUGCAUGCUUAAUUCCUUUGGUUGCUGAUGUUGUCAAUGCACGGUUCACUUUUGAAACUCUUACAGCACCUACUGCCAGUCAGCUCCAUUUUCCUGCUUACGAUAGAUUUCUCAAGGAAAUAGACAAGUGUAUUGAGUACUUGCAGAAACAGGAAACACCAACUGGAGUUGAUUUAUCUGAGAAUGAGUUCAUUUUGCAUGUAGAGGGCACUUCAAAAACACACAGAGUGGUGCGACACAUAGGGGCAACGAGUUGGCCAGGUAGACUUACCCUUACCAAUCAGGCCCUCUACUUUGAGGCAUCUGGCAUAGUGUCAUAUGAAACUGCCUUAAAAAUUGAUCUGUCAAGAGCUGAUGUUGGUCAUCAAUUGAAAGAAACUUCAACAGGGCCAUGGGGGGCUCCCUUGUUUGACAAAGCAAUAGCAUAUGAGUCUUCUGAGUUAUCAGAGCCUUUGGUGCUAGAGUUUCCAGAGAUGACUAGUUCCACUAGACGCGACCACUGGCUCACUCUGAUAAAGGAAAUCAUCUUGCUUCACCAGUUUACAUCAAAAUUCAAUAUAGAACAUCCGGUGCAUGUAUGGGAGAUUCAUGCAAGAACAAUUCUCGGUGUCUUAAGGCUUCAUGCGGCAAGAGAAUUGCUGAGAAUUUCACCACCUGCUCCUGCUAACUUCUUGAUUUUCUCAUUGUAUGAGGACCUUCCCAAGGGGGACUAUGUAUUGGCAGAAUUAGCAAAUGCCGUGAAGCAGGCAACUGGCUUAAGCCCAUGCACUGCAACAUCCAUACUGAAGGGUUUAAACAUCUCCCAUAGUGUUUCCUUGUCGAAUAAGAAAGACGCCUCUGAAGAAGAAACAAGCAGUCAAGCAGAUACUCUGAAAUCUUUGGAGACAACUAUUGAUCAAGUGAGAGAAGAAGUCAAGGAGGUUAGUGUAGCAAAGGCUACUGUUGAAGAGAUGAAAGAGGAAGGAAUCAGUGACAGUCUUCUUAUACUAGUUGAGUUGGCGAGUUCGAUAAAGAAUGUGGUGCCUUGGUUACAAGUGGUUGUAUCACAGGAAAGACCAACAAUCACACUCUUCAUGAUUGGAUUGGUUUUGGUUGUCAUAUACAAGGAGUGGGUUGGAUUUGCAAUUGCUGUGGUAUUGAUGUUGGUAGUCGGAACGAUGUUAUGGGCCAGAAGGAACAGAAUCGGAGAAAGGCACAAAGAAAUUGUUGUGAGCACAUCCUCAGACAAAACAACCAUGGAAAGCAUUGUUGCGGCUCAGCAUAGUCUGAAGAACUUGCAUGAGAUCGUCAAGACGACGAAUAUCGCCAUACUGAGAAUAUGGUCGAUACUAAUUGGAAAGUCUCCAAAGCAAGCAAAUGUGGUGAUGUGGGCGAUGAUUGGAAUUGCGGUUCUACUGAUGGUAGUUCCAUUCAAGUAUAUACUCAUGUGGUUAGCGCUGUGCUUCUUUAUAGCUAAUUCGAAGAUCGCAAAGUACAUGUCCAGUGAACAGGGAAACAGGCGGCUGCGGGAAUGGUGGGAGUCGAUACCGAUCAUCCCAGUUCGAACCAUAAGCAGCCCUCCAUAAGAGAAUGGAUUUUGCUUCAUCGUAGUUUAUUCCAUCAAAUCUUUAAAAGCCUGUCUCAAAUACAGGAACAAACUGCUAUCUGGCUGUGAGGUCGCUUUCUUUCCUGGAGAUGGAAAGGCUCAUCUUCUGCUUGGCUGUUUUCCAUCUCAACAAUUAGAACUUGUAUCUUGUGAUGAUCUUUAUGUAGGUUUUUGUGCCUGAGACUGCAUGUAACUUUUUCAUGGUGGUCUUCGACAUCACUUAGCUACUCUUCAAGUGUAAAUCGUAGUACUCUUUUCAUUUCAAUUAUCGUCUUCUUGCUUUGUGGAAGGGAAGUGUAAUGAGGUCGUAAUCAUGCCUCUUAUUGAAUCCAGAUAGAGCAAAGAAUGUCCUGCAACUUGUGACCUCAACAUAUACAUGCGAACCACAAGAAGAGAGGCUAUGGUGGAAUGACUCACAGGGUUCUC